UUUCUUUGUUCUGAAAAUAGAAAGGAAAUAAUGUCGGGUUUCUCAGAAGCGGCUAUGUCAAAACGAUUAGAAUCCUUAAGCGCAACCUUACAAUCGAUUCAAACCGUUUCACUUUGGUUACUUCAUCAUCAGAAGCGCCAUUCCGAAAUCAUCGUACAGUUAUGGCUUAAGGAAAUAAAAAAAGAAAUACGUCCAAAUCGCCUCGUUAAUUUGCUUUAUCUCGCGAACGAUGUUAUACAAAAUAGUCGAAAGCAGUGUCCCGAAUUCAUGGAUCUUUUUUAUACGGUCCUCGAACCCGCUUUCAAGCAUUUAAGUAUGCAUGCAGAUAGCCAAGCUGUAUCAGCCGUGAAAAAGAUUAUUCGAGUAUUUCGUGAACGUCAAAUCUAUUCAUCUGCUAAAGUAGAUCGAUUAGUAUCAGCAAUAACUUCAUCAUUAACUGGUGCUCUUUUGGUCGAAUUUAAUACAGAUUUGUCUGCUGGUCCUGAUGUGUCAAACAGAGUAAGAAUGACACCUUCGACACCUCCUAUGAUCAGUAAACAGUCGAUAUUAAAUUCACCUCAGACUUCAUUAGCAUCGGACGAUGGCUCACCGGAAUCUAAAAAAAGUAAAAUAAGCAUUGAAAAACUUGAUCUUAAUCAAAUGAGUCAAACAACACGCGAUUUAGUAAAUAUUUUGAAAAAGUUGGAAGAUCCUCCAUCAGCUGAUGCAGCUACUAGGCAACGGAUUGCAACAUUUCCCGAAUCAAUCGCAAAUCUUUCUGUGUUAAAGCAAAUCAAAAAUGAAAAACAGGCACGGGAAAUGUUGGCGAAAAUUGAUGAAGCUUCUCCUGUAGUCAAAAAAUAUUGCGAAAGAUUAACAGAGGAAGUGGAAGAUAGGCGAAAUGUUCAACGCCUUUUAUCUGAGUUUUACGAAUAUCUCAAAGCAAGUAAUGCUCGUAAUAAUGAAAUGUUAACUGCGGUGAGCGAAAAGAUUGAAAAAUUGAAUCAAGAAAAAGCAGCAGUUGAUCAACAUUUACAAUCUCUUCCCGAUUUAACUCAGUUACCGGUAGAUGCAUUCAAUCCAUUGCCUACCCUUGGUGAAUUGUUUAAAGCCCAGUUUGUAAUAGCCAUUUGUUGUAUGGUUCAUUCCAAUAUGUCGCAGAAGAUGGGGAUAUUGGACAAAAUACAAGAAAUAGAGCACGAGAUUAGCAGGACGCAAAAAAAUAAAGCUACUGAAUAUCAUCUGGGUCUAUUAAAAGCAAAACUGGCAAAAUAUCGUCAGCAAUUGCUGGAACCAACUACAAAAGGUGGCAGUACAAAAGGCGAUGGUUUUGAUGUGAUGAAAAGUGGUGAUGCCAGAGUAGCAUUGGUUGGUUUUCCGUCGGUGGGGAAAUCGACACUUUUAUCAACAUUAACAAAAACACACAGUGAAACAGCUGCAUAUGAGUUUACAACAUUAACUUGUAUCCCAGGUGUAAUCGAAUAUGAAGGGGCCAACAUUCAACUUUUAGAUUUACCUGGAAUAAUUGAGGGAGCAGCUCAUGGCAAAGGACGUGGAAGACAGGUGAUUGCUGUGGCGAAAACGGCUGACCUUAUUGUUAUGAUGUUGGAUGCAGUAAAAGGCGACGUUCAGAGAAAAUUGCUGGAAACCGAACUUGAAUCGGUCGGCAUUCGCUUAAAUAAAAAGAAACCACAUAUAUAUUUGAAACAGAAAGCUGCUGGCGGCGUCAAAUUCACCCAUACUGUACCUCUUACUCAUUGUAAUGAAAAACUCGUUAUGACCAUUCUUCAUGAAUAUAAAAUACAUAAUGCAGAAGUCGUCUUCCGAAAUGAUUAUACAGUCGAUGAAUUUAUUGAUGUGAUACAAGGCAAUCGAGUCUACGUGCCGUGUUUAUAUGUUUACAAUAAGAUCGAUCAGAUUAGUCUCGAGGAAGUUGAUAGAUUAGCGCGUGCAAAUCAUUCUGUUGUUAUUAGCUGUGAAAUGCGAUUAAAUUUGGACUAUUUAAUUGAAAUGAUUUGGGAAUAUUUGGCGUUAAUUCGGAUCUAUACAAAGAAACCUGGGAAUGCACCUGAUCUCGGCAUUACUGAUGGGAUAAUUCUUCGUCGUGGUGCCACCAUAGAACACGCAUGUCAUGCACUGCAUCGAUCCAUAGCAUCACAAUUUCGCUAUGCAAUCGUUUGGGGUACAAGUACGAAAUUUUCACCUCAGCGAGUUGGUUUACAUCAUAAAUCUCAAAUUUCCUUCUUCUUCAUCCUCAGUUUGUUACGCAUGAAACUGAUUGUAAUACUGGGCGCAUUCGUCACAUCGGCUUUAUGUAUAUGGGCGAUGGGCAUUAGUCCGGUCCAUAAACCGAAUGCGAUAACACAUGGUAAUAUUGUGAUUGCUGCUGUGGUAUCCACUUCUCUCUUGCCCGAUAAAGAUUUGGAAUGUACCGAAGAAGGCUUUGAUUUAAACCCUAAUGGACCGUUGGUUCCUUGUGAUUUCCUAGAUGAAAGGUGGGUGGAGUGUGAUGAACCCGUUGAAGUUUCUCAGUCUCAAAAUGCUAAUGAUACAAAAGAUAGUGGAAAAUGUAUGAAAUUUGGUGGCUUACGUUAUGAAGAAGUUGAGCGAACUAAUGUAACGUGCCGCGUGUUACCUUGUAUCGAAUGUCGUGGAAAAAGGAUUUUUAUGAGGGAAGUGCCGUGUAUAAAAUACACAGGUCAUUAUUUCCUUUCGACACUGAUGUAUUCUAUGUUUCUUGGAAUAUUGGCUGUUGAUAGGUUCUGCCUUGGAUAUUCAGCGAUUGCCGUAGGGAAAUUGAUGACUUUAGGUGGAUUUGGUUUAUGGUGGAUUGUUGACAUCUUUCUUCUGGUUACCGGUAAUCUUAUGCCCGCAGAUGGGUCUAAUUGGAUGCCAUAUUAUUGA
Molecule: messenger RNA, 2883 nt
Organism: Dracunculus medinensis (Guinea worm)
Lineage: Eukaryota; Metazoa; Nematoda; Chromadorea; Rhabditida; Dracunculidae
Source: the annotation of a GenBank genome assembly